AUGGGAUUUGCAGACCUGCUGGAACAAGCUGGCGGUGUGGGCCGUUUUCAAAUAAUAAACACAAUUUUACUGGCUUUGCCAGUCUUUCUGUUUGCCAGCCAUAAUGUCAUGCAAAAUUUCAGUGCAGCCAUUCCAGAUCAUUACUGUAAAGUCCAGCUACAUGAAAAUGACACCCAUUACCCUAAUCUUACAAAAAGCCAGAUCUUACGAAUGCAUAUACCAGUAGACAAAUGGAAUAAGUUGGAAAAAUGCAUUCAGUUCACAAUUCCACAGUUACAUACUGCCAAUGUAACAGAUACCUUUACAAACAUGACCUCACAAGAAACUGAGCCCUGCAGAGAUGGAUGGACUUAUGAUACAUCUGAGUACAGUUCUACCAUAGUGUCUGAGUGGGACCUAGUGUGUGAUCUACGCCCUCUGAAGGAAAUUGCUCAGACUGCAUUUAUGGCUGGUGUAUUCAUAGGAGCCAUUGUGUUUGGAAGGCUGUCAGACAAGUUUGGCAGAAGAAAGCUGUUGAUGUGGUCUAACUUUCAAAUGGCUGUGGCUGGGACCUGUGCAGCAUUCUCUCCCAUCUAUAUUUGUUAUUGUAUAUUCCGUUUUCUGACUGGGAUGGCCUUAUCCGGCAUGAUCCUGAAUACCCUUUCUCUGAGUAUAGAGUGGAUUCCAAGCAGGGUCAGAGUUAUUAUCAGUGCAACCUUGGGUUACUCCUACACACUUGGACAACUGAUCUUGGCAGGUUAUGCUUACAAGAUUCGUGAGUGGCGUUGGUUGCAUUUUAUUGCAUCUGUUCCAUUUUUCCUGUUUAUCAUUUGUGCCUGGUUUACGCCUGAAUCUGCUCGUUGGCUGGUUUUAAACAACAAAUCUGAAGAGGCUGCGAAGCAUUUGAAAAAAGUCGCAAAACUGAAUGGAAGGCCAGAAGUAGCAGAAAAGUUCACUCCAGAGAUUAUUGAAUCCAGUAUGGAAGAGGAGAUUAAGAACUCAGGCACAGAGUUCACAGUCUUGGAUAUUUUCCGAAAACCUGGAUUGAGACGAAUAACAUGUUGUUUACUUUGUGCAUGGUUUUCAACCAGCUUCUCUUACUAUGGGCUUGCAAUGGACUUACAGGGAUUUGGUGUCAGUAUUUAUCUUAUACAAAUAAUUUUUGGGGUCGUUGAUAUCCCUGCCAAGCUUAUUGGUACAUUGUUGAUUGCCUUCAUCGGUCGACGAUUCACUCAAGUCACUUCCCUGGUUUUCACAGGACUUUCAAUAAUUACAAAUAUAUUUAUACCACAAGAUAUGCAGAUUGUACGCACAUCAUUAGCUGUGUUUGGAAAAGGUUGUUCAGCAGCUGCAUUUAACUGUGUAUAUCUUUACACUUCAGAACUUUACCCUACUGUGAUCAGGUAA
This is a messenger RNA of Protopterus annectens (West African lungfish), 1386 nucleotides long. RefSeq names its product solute carrier family 22 member 6-B-like. The coding region runs from base 1 to 1386 and encodes 461 amino acids. Gene Ontology annotation, cellular component: membrane. NCBI's taxonomy places the organism in Eukaryota, Metazoa, Chordata, Ceratodontiformes, Protopteridae. The record is from RefSeq and is a predicted model, not a curated record. Gene Ontology annotation, biological process: transmembrane transport. The transcript is spliced from 8 exons. Gene Ontology annotation, molecular function: transmembrane transporter activity.